Molecule: messenger RNA, 1293 nt
Organism: Lachnellula hyalina
Lineage: Eukaryota; Fungi; Ascomycota; Leotiomycetes; Helotiales; Lachnaceae
Gene: TIF5
Product: Eukaryotic translation initiation factor
Exons: 2
Coding region: 1-1293 (430 amino acids)
Biological process (GO): translational initiation; formation of cytoplasmic translation initiation complex; formation of translation preinitiation complex
Cellular component (GO): cytosol
Molecular function (GO): GDP-dissociation inhibitor activity; eukaryotic initiation factor eIF2 binding; translation initiation factor activity
Source: RefSeq, a predicted model, not a curated record
AUGGCUACCGUCAAUAUCCGUAGCGAUGUCAAGGACCCUUUCUACCGCUACAAGAUGGAGCGUCUCCAGUCCAAGAUCGAGGGCAAGGGCAACGGUAUCAAGACCGUCAUUGUUAACCUUAGCAGCGUGGCACAGUCCCUCGCACGCCCUGGUGCUUUUGUUAUCAAGUACUUCGGCUUCGAAUUAGGUGCCCAAACCAAUAGUAACCCUUCCGAUGACCGCUGGAUUAUCAACGGUGCCCACGACGCCUCCAAGCUCCAGGAUUACCUGGACGGUUUCAUCAACAAAUUUGUUCUCUGCAAGAAAUGCAAGAACCCCGAGACCGAAGUAUUCAUCAAGGAUGGUCGCAUUCUUCUCGAUUGCAAGGCUUGUGGUGCUCGCUCCGAUGUCGACCUUCGUCUGAAGCUCAGUGGUUUCAUCCUCAAGCAAGAACCUAAGAAAGGCAAGAAGGACAAAGCAGAGAAGAAGGCUGCCCGCGAGGCUAGGAAGAAUGGGAAUGGGAAUGGAAAUAGCACUCCUGAUAUCAAGGAUACCAACGGAAAUGGUAGCAAUGACUCUGAUGGAUCUAACGGCGAAGAUCUUGGUGUCGAGGCUGGCAGCGAUGAUGAACUUACUCGCCGUAUCAAGACCGGAGCUCAAGAGCUUGGUGAUGAAGUCGAAGUCAAGGACGAUGAGUGGACUGUUGACAUGUCCGCCGAAGCCAUCAAGGCUCGUCAGCAGCAACUCCCAGAUGACCUCAAGCAGAAGCUCGUCCUCGGCGGUGAUGAUGAUGACGAGGAUGGUGAAGGAGGCGGUAACAGCAAGUACGAUCUGCUUGGUGACUGGAUUAUCAAUGAAGCCAAGGAGAAAGGCGGUGUCGACAAGAUUGAGAGCAUCGAUGUCUACGUGAAGGCCAAGGAGCUUGGUGUUGAAAACAAGCACCGUACUCUACUUGUCCUGGUCCAGAGCAUCUUCGACGAUGACAUUGCCAAGCAGAUUCCUAAGCGCGCUGGAAUGCUCAAGCAGGUUGGUGUCUCUGAGAAGCACCAAAAGGCCCUCCUUGGAGGUAUCGAACGCUUCAUUGGCUUCCGCGGCAAGGACAACCCCGAAUUCUACAACGAGACCUCCAAGGUUCUUCUCGCCUGUUACAACGAUGAUCUUCUCUCCGAAGAAGUUCUUGAGAAAUGGGGCACCAAAGCCAGCAGGAAAUACGUCGAUAUCCAAAUCAGCAAAAAGGUCCGCAAGUCCGCUGAAGUUUUCCUCAAGUGGCUCGAAGAAGCCGAGAGCGAUGAUGAGGAAGAUGAUGACGAGUAG